AUAAUUUAAAAAAAACAUGCAAUGAAGCAAGAAGACUAUGUGAUCAAAGAGAGAAUAAAAACAAAAACCAAAUAGGGUAAAUACUGAAUCAUCAGUAAUGAAAGAUAAAAGCAUUAAAGGAUAAAAGUUGAAAGACUUUGAUCGGAAGAACUGUUGAGGGCAGCAUUACAGCUCUCAGUGAACAGCCUGUCAAGAAUUGUUUUUAUAAGAAGAACCUGAAAGACAAAUCUGCAAGAAUUAUCUCCUCAGCUCUCUACUUUUUCACACGGUGCAUUGCCUGGACUCCAAGAUGGCAAAAGCACGUCUCGCUUACCUCCUGCUUCUCUUCACCACUCACUGCUUAUUCAGUGUGUUAGCGGUUGAGCUGAGCACAGACAAUGCCUCACUAUCGACUAAUGAGUUUGAAAUUAUUGAGUUGUCAUGCAAGAUUCACUCCACCACUACACCCAAUCCCAGAGUGGAAUGGAAAAAGAUGACAACUGUUGGAACAAGUCAUGUGUACUUUGAUCGGAAGGUCGUAGGUGACCUGAAGAACAGAGCCAUAUUGAGAGAACCUGCCUCAUUGCUGAUACUCAACGUAACAAGGUCAGACACGGCAAUAUAUCGCUGUGAGGUCGCAGCUGUCAAUGACCAGAAGAUGUUGGCUGAGAUUAUGAUCGCCCUUGUCGUAAGAGUGAAACCUGAGGUGCCAAAAUGCUUUGUCCCUAAAUGGGUGCCCUCUGGAAAGCCAACUGAGCUGAGUUGUUUUGAGGAUGAGGGCUUCCCAGACUCCCAGUACCAGUGGUUCAAGAACAAGGAGGAGAUUCCCGUCGACCCAAAUACCAAUCUAAAUUUCUUCAACUCUUCAUACACUCUCGACACGCAAAAAGGAACUCUGGAAUUCACUACGGUCAGGAAAGAAGAUGCUGGAGAGUACUUUUGUCAAGCGAAGAACAUUGCAGGACAAGCUGAGUGUCUACCCCAGAAGAUGCAAGUGUAUGGUCUGGAUUUGUUUUGGAUUUUACAGGGCAUGCUGUUGGCGGUCACAGUCCUCCUGUGUACAACAGUGGUCCUCUGCUGGGUAUACAAGAAAUGCCAAAAACAGACAAGAAACAGAGAUCCAGCCAAUGAAGUUGAAUUGGUCCACUUAAGAAGAGUAGAUGAGGUAGAUGAGGUAGAUGAAGCGGAUUUCGGACACAAGAUGUCAUUUGUGGUCUGAGGAGGGAGAGGACGAUAAGGGGUGUUGUGUUUGGACAUGUGAGAGCGAGUUCCACAUUGUCUGACCACAGAGCCACAACAGUCCACGUUAUUAUGCUGUGUUUCCAUCAUGGUACAGUUCAGUUUGCUACAGCUACAUGUACCAAUUGAAUGUUCCACUCUGUGGAAACACAGCUUUAGUUCUCGUAGGUGACAAGAUUUUGCAGAACAAUGCCGUCCUCUUUGGAGUCCCGAAGAAAACCCUGGAUAGGCUCCAACACGUCCAGAUCUCUGCUGCUAGGGUUCUCACUUGGACCAAACCUUGGCAACACAUCACCCCCACACUGAAACAACUGCACUGGCUCCCCGUUAAGUUCCGGAUCAACUUCAAGCGUCUCUUCCUUUGCUACAAGUCUCUACAUUCACUUGCUGUGCAUUACCUCUCCGACCUCCUCCAUGUGCUCUGGCCCUCCCGGAACCUGCGGUCUGCUGACCUAGGUCUCCUCUCCAUUCCCCGGACCUGCAGGCAAAGCUUUGGCAACAGGGCUUUCAGUGUCGCUGCUCCAACCCUCUGGAAUUCACUUCCUCUGGCUGUAUGCCAGGAACCAACUCUGGAGUCAUUUAAAUCUCUGUUGAAGUGACAAUUGUUCCAGCAAGCUUUUGCCACCUGAUUGCUUGUUUUCUUCUCUGUUCUAAACUGUACAGCGACCUUGGGUUUCAUGAAAGGCACUUUAUAAAGCUAAGUCAUCAUUAUUAUUAUUAGUAUUAUUAUUAUUAGAACAACAUGAACAGCUGUUACGUGCGUAGUGACGCAUUCUCUCACUCCUGGAAAAAUCACACUGUCAUUACUAGUUUCUACUGUCAACGAUUAGCUUGAAAACUUGUCAUUUGUAUCAUGUUUAUUUCCUACUCUUGAAAUAUUUUUGUUGGACUGUAUUUUCUUAUGCCUAUAGAUAAUUGUGUGUAAAAUACUAAAAUUAGAACAAUAUCACGAAGUACAUGUUGGAAUAUACUAUGCAAAUAAACAGGAACUGUUGAGGAAAAACAUGAUUCCAGUGUCAUAGUAUAAAGGUGAAACACACAACUAAUCAACCGAGACUUGGGGAUGAAUUUACGCUUUAACUCCUCUAACUUUACUCUAACUCUUUGUUUAACUAGUACUACUUCACUGUGUCAUGUGGGGCUCUGUGUUUACUGUCAUCCUGAACUCGGAAAACUUCAGAAGGUAGUGUUGUGCUGAGUCCCUGAUAAAAACACACAGAAGAAUAAGUGUGAUGUCACUCGCUUCUAGGGCUUUAACAGCUAAUGAAUUCAAUUGAUUCAUACAUUAAUUGCCACUAUUUUGAUAACUAUCCAAUCAGUAUGAGUAUUUUGUGUAUAAUUAUAAGAUUUGUCAGCUUCUUAAAUGGGAAAACCUUUGGUUUCUUUGCUUCAUAUAACAAAAAAAAUCAGUACAACUGAAAGAUAUGGGUUUUUGGACAAAACAAGACAUUUGAGAACAUCAUCAUUUCAAGGUUUAGGAAACAAUGAUCAACAUUUUUCAACAGUUUCAGACUUUCGAUGGACCAAACAACAACAAAUAAUCGUUUGUUGCAGCCUUACUCUCUAACUUCCCUGCUGUGUCUUUGCUGUGUCUUUGCUUCGGACUGACCUUGACUCUCUGUGCAUCUGCAUUUCCUCCUCUCUCUUUCUUUCU
Solea solea (common sole) is the source of this 2872-nucleotide messenger RNA. RefSeq names its product junctional adhesion molecule 3B-like. Lineage: Eukaryota; Metazoa; Chordata; Actinopteri; Pleuronectiformes; Soleidae. Gene Ontology annotation, molecular function: protein homodimerization activity; protein heterodimerization activity. The record is from RefSeq and is a predicted model, not a curated record. The transcript has a single exon. Gene Ontology annotation, biological process: cell adhesion; angiogenesis. Bases 290 to 1198 code for a protein of 302 amino acids.